AGAAUUAAGCAAGUGUUGUGUUCGUCCUUUUCUAUUUUUAAUUUAAGGGCAUUCUGAUUUUUCAACACACCAGAUUCCACACACAUAUCCAAGAGAAAAAUCAUCAUCAUCUCUCUCUGUUCAGCUUCUUCCCGUAAUCUCUCUGGCUAGGACAAUAUUGUGUUUCCAUGGCGACUAGAAUGGCUGCUAGAUAUAUCUCGCGCAGGCUGUCAAGCAACGGAAAAAUCUUCAGUGAGGAGGAGAAGGCUGCUGAAAAUAUCUACAUCAAGAAAAUGGAACAAGAGAAGCUGGAUAAACUUGCUCGAAAGGGCCCCGGAGCAGGUGAAGCCCCAGCAUCAGGAUCUGUAGCUGAUGCUAAACCAAGCGGCGGCGGCGGCGGCGGCGGCGGCAGCGGUGCCUCUGAAACUCCUACUGUUUCAACUGACAAGUACAGAAACUACGGUGUCGUUGCCGGUAUUCUUACCAUGGCCACCGCUUUUGGAUGGUAUUUGGGUUCAGAGAAGAAACCCAAAGAAGUGCAGGACUGAUAGAGAAAGCUCUCUUGAGUGUGAGGUCACUAUGUUCACGAAAUAAUAGCAAACAAAUUCCAUUGCAUUUUGUUUCAUAAGUAACUCCGAAAUAUGAGGAUUCGGCUCCACUGCUUGUCUGCUUGCAACACUUCAGUUUUAGCUUAAAUGAGAUGCCUUUAUUUUGCUCGUUUCAAGCAAAUGCUCUCGAGUCUUGAAAUUUAUGAAGUUUCAAAUUUACCAAAAUGCCAUUUAGCUUGUAGCCCUGGGAAGGAUGAUGGAUUGCACAAGUGAUGUGGCAAACGUUGAUUGGUUA
This is a messenger RNA of Salvia miltiorrhiza (redroot sage), 822 nucleotides long. RefSeq lists its product as uncharacterized. Bases 168 to 527 code for a protein of 119 amino acids. The transcript has 4 exons. The record is from RefSeq and is a predicted model, not a curated record. Lineage: Eukaryota; Viridiplantae; Streptophyta; Magnoliopsida; Lamiales; Lamiaceae.